UCUAUCUCUCUAGCAGCAAUCCGCAUUGCUAUUGAUCCUAUAGACGAAAUAUCAUCUUCUACAGUAGAGUCCGUGCCCAAGAUGAACCUCCUCAAGAUUUCCAAAUUCCACUUCCAUCAAGCUUACAAACAAGAAGAUGAAUCACCUCCAUUGAUGAUCCCCCACGACGCUCCCAUCGUUUCCCCCUACAACCAAAAGAUCCGUCCUCUCCUCGACACAGUCGACACUCUCCGCCACCUCAAGAUCAUGCAGGAAGGCAUCCAGCUCCCCACCAACGUCGUCGUCGGCGACCAGUCCUCCGGCAAGUCCAGCGUCCUCGAGUCCCUCGCCGGCAUCCGCCUCCCCCGCGGCGACGGCAUCUGCACCCGCGUCCCCCUAAUCAUGAGCUUGAAAAAUCACACAAGCCCCGAGCCUCAGCUCUUCCUAGAAUUCAACGGCACAACCGUUGAAACAGAUGAGGAAAAUGUUGUGGACGAGAUCAUCUACACCACUCAAGAGGUCGCCGGAAAAGGGAAGGGCGUCUCCAACACCCCCUUGACUCUCGUCGUCAAGAAGAAUGGCGUCCCCGAUCUCACCAUGAUCGAUCUCCCCGGCAUAACUAGGGUCCCGGUCAAAGGCCAGCCGGAGGAUAUCUCAGAACAGAUCCGAGACAUAAUCAUGAAAUACAUCACGCCGGAUGAGAGCAUAAUUCUGAAUGUGCUCUCAGCCGGCGUCGAUUUCCCGACUUGCGAAUCGAUCAAGAUGUCGCAGAGCGUCGACAAAACAGGGGAGAGGACUCUCGCCGUCGUGACAAAGGCUGAUAAGUCGCCGGAGGGGCUGCUGGAGAAGAUCGUGGCGGACGACGUCAACAUCGGCCUCGGAUACGUCUGCGUCAUCAACCGCAUCGGCGACGAGACAUAUGAAGAGGCUCGGGCUAGAGAGGCGAAGCUGUUCGCGUCGGAUCCCCUGCUUUCGAGGAUUGAUAAGUCCAUUGUUGGGAUUCCUGCUCUGGCGGAGAAGCUGGCGGCGAUUCAGGCCAGCAUUAUCGCCAAAUGCCUGCCGGAGAUCGUGCGCAAAAUCAACGAGAAGCUCUCUGCGAAUGUGGAGGAGCUGAAUAAAAUGCCUAAGAAUUUGAGCUCAAUUAGUGAUGCCAUGACUGAGUUCAUGAACAUCCUUGGCUCUGCUAGGGAUUCAUUGAAUAAGAACUUGUUGCACGGUGAGUUUGAUGAUUAUCUCUAUGCUGGUGUGAAUCCUACUGCUAAACUGGCGGAAAUGCUCAACAAAUUUUCCGAAGAGCUUAGGUCUGCGAAAUCCGAAUCUAAGGAGGAUUUUUUGGGGGAUGAAAUUAUGGCUUUGGAGAACAGGCGAUUGGGGGGGCUUCCCAAUUUCAUCCCCAAAUCUGCGAUCCGCAGUCUGCUGGGGAAGAAGAUGAAGGAGAUUUCAACGGCGCCGUUUGAGUGUGCGGAGAAGAUAUGGAAUUGCAUAGAGACAGUGGUGAUCUCCGUCCUGCUGCAGCACUGCGACUACUACCCGCAGAUCAUCCCCUGCGCGAGGCGAGCCGCAAAGAAUCUGAUAGCGAGGAAGAAGCAGAACUCGGUAGAGUGGAUAAGCGACUUACUGGAGAUGGAGAAGCUCACAGACUACACGUGCAAUCCUGAAUUCAGCACUUACUGGAACAAGCUAAUGUCGGAGCAGGGUAAUUUCAUGGCAAGGGUUCGCGCUAGAACUUCACCGGCGGCCUUUACCUUGAGCAGAUACGGAGAAGUUAAAAUAGGUCAUCUGUGGUGCGUGAACUCGGAUAUGGUGCAGACCGCGUAUGAUCUGAAGAUGAAGAUGGCGGCGUAUUGGGACGUGGUGACAGGGAGGAUGGUGGAUAACUUGGUGCUGCACUUGCUCUGCAGCAUUCAGAAGCUGUUGAACAAGGAGAUGCAGAAGGAGAUAAUAAACGAGGUGAUGGGGCCUCAGGGGAAUGGGCUGGAGAAGAUGCUGGAGGAGCUGCCAGCAGUUUCGGAGAAGAGGAAGAAGCUGCACAGCAGCAUCACAUUACUUAAGCAGGCCAAGGACAUUAUCGAUCUUGACUAGGUUUAUUUAAUUCGGAUGUAAUGAAUUGUGAUCGUAUUAUGGUAUCCUAGUAUUUUCCCCUAAUUAUGCUCAGUGUGAGCUUUAUUUAGGAAUGUGUUAGUAGUUUGGUAUGUUAGUGUGUUUUCAGUGUGAUAUAUUUGGAGUGUUUGGUAUGUCAGUGGGUAACUUGGUAUAA
Salvia splendens (bonfire salvia) is the source of this 2236-nucleotide messenger RNA. RefSeq names its product dynamin-related protein 4C. The transcript has a single exon. The record is from RefSeq and is a predicted model, not a curated record. Bases 82 to 2061 code for a protein of 659 amino acids. Gene Ontology annotation, cellular component: microtubule; membrane; cytoplasm. Gene Ontology annotation, molecular function: microtubule binding; GTPase activity; GTP binding. Lineage: Eukaryota; Viridiplantae; Streptophyta; Magnoliopsida; Lamiales; Lamiaceae.